Messenger RNA from Apus apus (common swift), 3876 nucleotides. RefSeq names its product ADAM metallopeptidase with thrombospondin type 1 motif 6 (gene ADAMTS6). Gene Ontology annotation, cellular component: extracellular matrix. Gene Ontology annotation, biological process: extracellular matrix organization; proteolysis. Bases 485 to 3844 code for a protein of 1119 amino acids. The record is from RefSeq and is a predicted model, not a curated record. Gene Ontology annotation, molecular function: metalloendopeptidase activity. The transcript is spliced from 25 exons. Lineage: Eukaryota; Metazoa; Chordata; Aves; Apodiformes; Apodidae.
UGAUGGCAUCCUUUCUCCUGCCAAGCCAACCCGUUUUCUAAAAACCCCUUUUAGGAAGGGUAGAGAUUUUCAUUCUGUUGGAGAAUAUAACCCUGGUGGUUGCUUGCACAGAGGGGAAAAGGAGAGGAAUACGGGAAUCGUCCUGUGCAAUCUAUUGUUUGAAACUUACUUUAUAUCAGAAAUUGAAGAUGAAAACGGAAAAGAAGUGGAGCAAGUUCAGUAACUGUUCAGUCUAACAUCUUACAGUAUCUUAAGGAAUCUUACAAAUACUUAUUUUAAAUUGAGAAAAUGACUGCAGAUGUAGAAGAAGGUACAGGUUGUUGGAAAAGAAUACCUGUCAAAAAGUGGAACAUCUAGUUAAUUUGGAAAUAGUAUGAAAUAAAUAUACUUGUUAUGGUGCGAUUCUGGAGUGGAGUUAACUCUGUUUCACACAGGUAGCUCUUCAAAGAGAAAAAAACCUACAAACUUUCUGUUUUUCUAAAUUAUGGAAAUUAUUUGGAAGACGUGGACAUGGAUUUUGAGCCUAGUCAUGGUUUCAUCGGAAUUUCAGAGUGACAGCAGGCUUUCAUAUAGUUCACAAGAGGAAUUCCUGUCUUACCUUGAACACUACCAACUAACAAUCCCAGUAAGGGUUGAUCAAAAUGGAGCCUUCCUCAGCUUUACUGUGAAAAAUCCUAAACCCUCAAGAAGGAGGAGGAGCGCAGACCUUUAUGAUCAAGAACUGGCAGCAUCUAAAUUAUUUUUUAAACUCUCUGCAUAUGGGAAGCACUUUCAUUUAAACCUGACUCUCAACACAGAUUUGGUGUCCAGACAUUUUACAGUAGAAUACUGGGGGAAAGACGGACCGCAAUGGAAGCACGAUUUUUUAGACCACUGUCAUUACACAGGAUAUUUGCAGGAUCAGCACAGUACAACUAAAGUGGCCUUAAGCAACUGCAACGGUCUGCAUGGAGUCAUUGCUACAGAAGAUGAAGAGUAUUUUAUUGAGCCUUUAAGAAAUGUAACAGAAGAUUCUAGAAAUUCUAAUUAUGAGAACGGUCAUCCUCAUGUUAUAUACAAAAAAUCUACCAUGCACCAACAACAUCUCUAUGAUCACAGUCACUGUGGAGUCUCAGAAGACCUCACAAGAAGAGGUAAACCUUGGUGGAUGAGUGAUGCCUCUGCUUUUCCAGCUUCGCUCCCAGUCAGUGACACGUUAAGUGGUCAUAGUCGACAGAAGAGAUCAGUGAGCCUGGAACGCUUUGUGGAGACGCUGGUGGUCGCAGACAAAAUGAUGGUGGGAUACCAUGGUCGCAAAGACAUUGAACACUACAUUUUGAGUGUAAUGAAUAUUGUUGCCAAACUUUAUCGUGAUUCCAGUCUAGGAAACGUUGUGAAUAUUAUAGUGACACGUUUAAUUGUCCUCACUGAAGAUCAGCCAAACUUGGAGAUAAACCACCAUGCAGACAAGUCCCUCGAUAGCUUCUGUAAGUGGCAGAAAUCCAUUCUCUCCCACCAAAGUGAUGGAAACACCAUUCCAGAAAAUGGGAUUGCCCACCAUGAUAAUGCGGUUCUUAUUACUAGAUAUGAUAUCUGCACUUACAAAAACAAGCCAUGUGGAACACUAGGCUUGGCCUCUGUGGCUGGAAUGUGUGAGCCUGAAAGGAGCUGCAGCAUUAAUGAAGACAUUGGCCUAGGUUCAGCUUUUACCAUUGCACAUGAGAUUGGUCACAAUUUUGGAAUGAACCAUGAUGGAAUUGGAAAUUCCUGUGGGACCAAAGGUCAUGAAGCAGCAAAGCUAAUGGCAGCUCAUAUUACAGCAAACACCAACCCUUUCUCUUGGUCAGCCUGCAGUCGGGAUUACAUCACCAGUUUUUUAGAUUCGGGCCGUGGUACUUGCCUUGAUAAUGAGCCUCCCAAGCGUGACUUUCUUUAUCCAGCUGUGGCCCCAGGUCAGGUGUAUGAUGCUGAUGAACAGUGUCGCUUCCAGUAUGGAGCAACAUCCCGUCAAUGUAAAUAUGGGGAAGUGUGUAGAGAGCUCUGGUGCCUCAGCAAAAGUAACCGCUGUGUUACCAACAGCAUUCCAGCAGCUGAAGGUACUCUUUGCCAAACAGGGAGCAUUGAAAAGGGGUGGUGUUAUCAGGGAGAGUGCGUACCUUUUGGCACUUGGCCCCAGAGCAUAGAUGGGGGUUGGGGUCCGUGGUCAAUAUGGGGAGAGUGCAGCAGGACCUGCGGGGGAGGAGUCUCCUCAUCUAUAAGACACUGUGACAGUCCAGCGCCUUCAGGUGGAGGCAAAUACUGUCUUGGAGAAAGGAAGCGGUAUCGGUCUUGUAAUACUGAUCCAUGUCCUUCAGGGGCCCGUGAUUUUCGAGAAAAGCAAUGUGCGGAUUUUGACAAUAUGCCUUUCCGGGGAAAGUAUUAUAACUGGAAACCCUACACUGGAGGUGGGGUUAAACCAUGUGCAUUAAACUGCUUGGCUGAAGGUUAUAAUUUUUACACUGAACGUGCUCCUGCAGUAAUAGAUGGGACUCAGUGCAAUGCUGAUUCAUUGGAUAUCUGUAUCAAUGGAGAAUGCAAGCAUGUAGGUUGUGAUAAUAUUUUGGGGUCUGAUGCUAAGGAAGAUAGAUGCCGUGUUUGUGGAGGAGAUGGGAGUACAUGUGAAGCCAUUGAAGGUUUCUUCAAUGACUCAUUGCCCAGAGGAGGCUACAUGGAAGUGGUUCAAAUUCCAAGAGGUUCUGUGCACAUUGAAAUAAGAGAAGUGGCAAUGUCAAAGAACUACAUUGCUUUAAAAUCUGAAGAGGAUGACUACUAUAUUAAUGGUGCCUGGACUAUUGACUGGCCAAGGAAGUUUGAUGUUGCUGGAACAGCUUUCCAUUACAAGAGGCCAACAGAUGAACCAGAGUCUUUGGAAGCACUAGGCCCUACUUCAGAAAAUCUCAUAGUCAUGAUUCUGCUACAGGAACAAAAUUUGGGUAUAAGAUAUAAAUUCAAUGUUCCCAUCUCUCGCACUGGCAGUGGAGACAAUGAAGUUGGCUUUGCAUGGAAUCAUCUACCUUGGUCAGAAUGUUCUGCCACUUGUGCUGGAGGUGUGCAGAAACAAGAGGUGGUGUGUAAAAGGCUGGAUGACAACUCCAUUGUACAAAACAAUUACUGUGACCCUGACAGUAAGCCUCCAGAAAACCAAAGAGCCUGCAACACUGAGCCUUGCCCUCCUGAGUGGUUUAUAGGAGACUGGUCAGAAUGCAGUAAGACCUGUGAUGGAGGAAUGCGUUCACGAACAGUUCUCUGUAUCAGAAAGAUUGGACCUUCUGAGGAGGAGACACUGGACAAUACCAACUGUUUAACACACCAGCCCAUUGAAAAAGAGCCCUGUAACAAUCAGUCCUGUCCCCCACAGUGGGUUGCUUUGGACUGGUCAGAAUGCACACCAAAGUGUGGCCCAGGAUUCAAGCACCGAAUUGUUCUGUGCAAAAGCAGUGAUCUUCUAAAAACCUUCCCAGCUGCACACUGCCCAGAGGAAAGCAAGCCGCCCGCCCGCAUCCGCUGCAGCUUAGGCCGAUGUCCUCCUCCUCGCUGGGUUACUGGAGACUGGGGACAGUGUUCUGCACAGUGUGGUCUUGGGCAACAGAUGAGAACAGUACAGUGCCUCUCAUACACUGGACAAGCAUCCAGUGAGUGUCCAGAAACAGUUAGACCUCCAUCAAUGCAGCAGUGUGAAAGUAAAUGUGACAGUACUCCCAUUUCCAACACAGAAGAGUGCAAAGAUGUGAACAAAGUGGCAUAUUGCCCACUGGUGCUGAAGUUCAAGUUCUGCAGUCGAGCAUACUUCAGACAGAUGUGCUGCAAGACCUGCCAAGGACACUGACCCACAGCAAGCACAAGAAUGUGCCUUGUUAC